Camelina sativa (false flax) is the source of this 2433-nucleotide messenger RNA. Lineage: Eukaryota; Viridiplantae; Streptophyta; Magnoliopsida; Brassicales; Brassicaceae. The record is from RefSeq and is a predicted model, not a curated record.
AUGGGAGUGCAAGGUCUUUGGGAGCUUCUCGCUCCUGUAGGUCGCCGCGUCUCCGUCGAAACCUUAGCCAACAAACGAUUAGCCAUCGAUGCGAGUAUAUGGAUGGUACAUUUUAUCAAAGCGAUGCGUGACGAGAAGGGAGAUAUGGUUCAGAACGCACACUUGAUCGGAUUUUUCCGAAGGAUUUGUAAGCUUUUGUUCCUAAGGACUAAACCUAUCUUCGUCUUUGACGGAGCAACUCCGGCAUUGAAACGACGCACUGUUAUUGCUCGUCGUCGUCAACGUGAGAACGCUCAGACCAAAAUCCGCAAAACCGCUGAGAAAUUGCUGCUUAAUCGGCUUAAGGAUAUGAGGCUUAAGGAACAAGCUAAAGAUAUUAAGAAUCAAAGACUGAAGCAGAAUGAUAGUGAUAGAGAGAAGAAACGUGUGUCUUCUGAUUCUGUGCAAGAUAAGUUGCGAGAUUCGGCAGAGCAAGAUGAUGCAGGGGUUAGUUUUUCUGAGGAGAUAUCUCCAGCAUCUAUGGUUGGAGAAAAAGGUGUUGGUGAGGUCAUCAAAGAGUCCACGAAGGAUGAUCCCAAGGGAAAGGGAGUUUUGUUGGAUGGGGAUGACCUGGAUAACAAAAUGAAGAGUAAUAUUGAACAUGAUUCCUCAGUACAGGGGAAAGAUUAUCAGGAAAAAUUGGAUGAGAUGUUGGCUGCAUCUCUUGCAGCAGAAGAGGAAGAAGAAGAACAAGAACGAAACUUUACCAGCAAAGCAUCAACUUCAGCUGCAGCUAUCCUAUCAGAGGAAGAGGACAGUGACGAAGAUGAGGAAAUUUUAUUGCCAGUAAUGGAUGGGAAUGUCGACCCAGCUGUUUUGGCUUCCCUUCCUCCAUCCAUGCAACUUGAUCUCCUUGGUCAGAUGAGAGAAAAAUUGAUGGCAGAAAACCGGCAAAAGUACCAAAAGGUCAAGAAGGCCCCUGAAAAGUUUUCUGAAUUGCAAAUAGAAGCAUACCUUAAAACUGUAGCCUUCCGUCGGGAAAUAAAUGAAGUUCAGAGAGCUGCUGGUGGAAGGGCUGUUGGUGGAGUUCAAACUUCUAGGAUAGCUUCGGAAGCCAACAGAGAGUUUAUAUUCUCAUCUUCAUUUGCUGGUGAUAAAGAAGUACUUGUGUCUGCCAGAGAAGGAAGAAAUGAUGAAAAUCAAAAGAAUACGUCACAGCAGUCUUUGUUAGUCCCCGUUAAGAAUGCUUCCUCGCUGAAAAAAUCAGAUGCUACCAUUGAGUUGGAUAGGGAUGAACCUACAAAUCCUGAUGAAAAUAUUGAAAUAUAUAAAGAUGAAAGGGGGCGUUUUAGAAUAAGGAACAGACACAUGGGAAUCCAAAUGACACGUGAUAUCCAGAGGAACUUACAUUUGAUGAAAGAAAAGGAGAGAACAGGUUCUGGUUCUGUGGCAAAAAAUGACGAAACAUUCAGCGCCUGGGAGAACUUUCCUACUGAGGACCAAUUUCUUGAAAAUUCACCUGUUGAGAAAGAUGAUGUUAUGAACCUGGAGAUCCCGAAUGAUGAUUCCAUGGUGCAAAAUCCAUCUUCAAUAGAGAUAUCAUUUGACCAUGAUGGUGGUGGAAAAGAUCUCAAUGACGAAGAUGAUAUGUUUCUUCAGUUGGCAGCUGGAGGACCGGUGACAAUCAGGUCUACAGAAAAUGAUCCUAAAGAAGACUCUUCACCAUGGGGUUCUGACAGUGAUUGGGAAGAAGUGCCUGUUGAACAUAAUACUUCUGUCACUAAGCUUGAAGUGAAUUCAAUAAAUCAGCAUACCCCCGAGGAUAUUAGUAUCGAUGAUGGCGGCGCAGCAAGGGAAGAAAGUAGUUUCGAAUAUGCCAGUAACUCCACCGAGAAUGAUACAGUAACAAAGUUCACAAAAGGCUAUCUGGAGGAAGAAGCUGAUCUGCAGGAGGCUAUCAAGAAAAGCCUUCUUGAAUUACAUGAUAAGGAUUCUGGGGAUAUCCUUCUUGAAGAAAAUCAAUCAGCAAGGGUAAACCAUGUUGACAAGCCAAGCCAAGAUAGUCUUUGCUUUAGGGAAACCGUUGGUGAUGCUGAACAAGAGGGAUUUCUUGACGAAAUAACAGACUUGAAAACCAGUGGUGCUAUAAAUGAGCUGUCCAACACUUUUGUAGCGGAGAGUCCAGAUGGUCAGAAAGAGAUAACCAAACAGUUUGGCACACACUCUUCUUCUGGUUCUAAUAACUUUAGCCGUGAUAUGAGAAAUGAAUUGCCAAAGGUAGGGUCAGUUAUCUCACCCGAGAAAGCAUUUAAUGCUGCUAGUCAAAGCCGCAUGCUGUCCACCAUGGCUAAACAGCACAAUGAAGAAGGUUCUGAAAGUUUUGGUGGAGAAUCUGUCAAACUAUUUGCGGUGGUGUCGAAAAAGGUAAUGCUGACGGUGACUCAUCUAUCAUGA